AUGACUCGAGCUGUCAGCAAGAUGUGGGAAAAGUACAGGCUGCGUCCAACCCAGGGCACUGUCUCAACUACCAUCCCGGUCUUCAUCUACGGCACAGCCUGGAAGAAAGACCGCAGCGCGGAUCUUGUCUACAAUGCGAUCAAAACUGGAUUUAGGGCGGUGGACACAGCGGCACAGCCCCGUCACUACCAAGAGCAUCUCGUCGGCGAUGGCAUCCGCAGAGCGAUUGCCGACGGGAUUGUCGGCCGAGCAGAUUUAUACGUGCAAACAAAAUUCAGUCCGGUCUCGGCACAGGAUGUGGCCAAUAUGCCAUAUGACCCAGCGGCGCCAGUGACAGAACAGGUCCAUGCAUCUAUCAAAUCAUCAUUGCACAAUCUUCGCUCAAAAAGCGACCCUAGCUCUGUGGAAGAGGCCUACAUUGACACUGUGGUCAUCCAUUCCCCGCUUCCCACUUUAGCUCAGACUCUGGAGGCCUGGCACGCCCUUGAGACUUACGUUCCCCAUCGCAUCCGCAAUCUGGGUGUCUCCAAUUGCACGUUACCUAUGCUUCGAGAAUUGUGCACUUCGUCCCAGACAACCGUCAAACCAUCAGUGGUACAAAACAGGUUCUAUGAGGAUACCCUGUUCGAUAUUCCAUUGCGCGCAUUCUGUCGCCACAACCAAGUCAUUUACCAGAGCUUCUGGACGUUAACAGCAAAUCCAGAUCUUGUGCGCUCUGAACCUGUGCUACAAUUGGCUCGCCAUGUUGAAAUCACACCGGCAGCUGCUUUUUAUACUCUGGUCAUGGGCUUGGAGAAUGUGACGGUGCUGAAUGGGACCAAGAAUGAGUCGCGCAUGAGGGAAGACUUGGCUGCUCCUAAACAGGUGGAAGAAUUCACGGUGAGGCAGCCUGAGUUAUGGCAACAGAUAUUGACAGAGUUCCGAGGCUUGAUCGGGGAAUCUGAUUCGGCAUAG
Penicillium bovifimosum is the source of this 954-nucleotide messenger RNA. RefSeq names its product putative aldo-keto reductase (AKR). The transcript has 2 exons. NCBI's taxonomy places the organism in Eukaryota, Fungi, Ascomycota, Eurotiomycetes, Eurotiales, Aspergillaceae. Gene Ontology annotation, cellular component: cytosol. The coding region runs from base 1 to 954 and encodes 317 amino acids. The record is from RefSeq and is a predicted model, not a curated record. Gene Ontology annotation, molecular function: aldose reductase (NADPH) activity.